Molecule: messenger RNA, 1008 nt
Organism: Mycena citricolor
Lineage: Eukaryota; Fungi; Basidiomycota; Agaricomycetes; Agaricales; Mycenaceae
Source: the annotation of a GenBank genome assembly
ACUCUGCCAAUAACGCUCGCCGUCCCGCAGCCGGAAACUCUCCCAUUUCCCGGCGCCCGCCAUGAGCUUCCAAGACAUCGAAUCAGGGCUUGACCCACGCUCUUCAGCAACCGUCUCGAGUGAAGAAGGCGCCUUCAUCACCCUCCAGUCCUCCCUGUCGCUCCAAGUCUUCAAGAUCAACUCCAAUGUGCAGGCUAUUCGGGGCCGUGUCGACCAGCUGGGGACGCCCAAAGACUCGGCUGCCCUGCGAAAGAGCCUACACGACCUCACCGAGACCACGCGCGACCUUGCGAAACGCGGCGGGGAGGACCUCAAGAAGCUAGCUGCAAUGCAGGCCGCGCUUCCCUCGAAGAAGACCGCGCUGCAGAAGAUCUCGAACGACCUGGAAGCCGCGUUGGUCGAGUUCCAGCGUGCGCAGCAUGUCAGCGUCGAGCGGCAGAGGUCUGUCGUGCAGGGGGUGAGGUUGGCCGUGGAUGAUCAUGACGCCCCUCCGCCCGAAUACGAAGAAGACUCCCAAGUGCAACGGCAAGCGCAGGUUCUGCAGCAACAGCUCUCGCCGCAUGAACUUGCGUAUCAAGAGUCAUUGAUCCAAGAACGGGAGCAGGAAAUACGGGAGAUCGAGACGGGGAUCCACGAGCUCGCAGAGAUCUUCCAUGACCUGGGGACACUAGUCCAGCAGCAAGGCGGCAUGCUCGACAACAUCGAGUCGAACAUCUCGUCAGUCGCCGCAGACACGUCCAGCGGCGCGGAGGAACUACGGACGGCUUCUGACUACCAGCGCAAGGCCGGCCGACGCGCUGCGUGCUUAAUGGUCAUUCUCGUCAUCGUCACCGCCAUCGUGUUGCUAGCCAUUCUUUCAUAGACACCGACCGACACAUUCACUCGAUCUGACUGCCAGCAUUUAUACCAUUCACAUCGGUACUAACCUAAUGCAUAACUUAUCGUAUGCUAUUCAAGUAGCUAGCUUAGACUCCGCAUCUUUCGAUAUACAUGUCGGGCUAACAUUGA